Molecule: messenger RNA, 966 nt
Organism: Manihot esculenta (cassava)
Lineage: Eukaryota; Viridiplantae; Streptophyta; Magnoliopsida; Malpighiales; Euphorbiaceae
Product: 60S ribosomal protein L10
Exons: 4
Coding region: 148-810 (220 amino acids)
Biological process (GO): translation; ribosomal large subunit assembly
Cellular component (GO): ribosome; cytosolic large ribosomal subunit
Molecular function (GO): structural constituent of ribosome
Source: RefSeq, a predicted model, not a curated record
GCACACACGUAAAAACAGCAGCAAACGUGUUAGGCUUUCCCUAGCUAAGUCCCUCUCUCCUUCCUAUAAAUAUAAGGGAAGUAGAACCCAGUUUUACUCUAUUUUGUUUUCUAGGGUUUCUUCUGCGCGUUUUCCGGAGCCGUCGCCAUGGGGAGGAGACCAGCAAGAUGUUACCGCCAGAUAAAAAAUAAGCCAUAUCCAAAAUCUCGCUACUGCCGUGGUGUGCCUGAUCCCAAAAUCAGGAUCUAUGAUGUAGGAAUGAAGAAAAAAGGAGUGGAUGAGUUCCCCUUCUGCGUACAUUUGGUCUCAUGGGAGAAGGAAAAUGUCUCCAGUGAAGCUCUUGAGGCUGCCCGUAUUGCUUGCAACAAGUAUAUGGCCAAGUUUGCUGGGAAGGAUGCUUUCCAUUUGAGGGUCAGGGUACAUCCAUUCCAUGUCUUGCGAAUCAACAAGAUGCUUUCAUGUGCUGGAGCUGAUAGGCUCCAAACUGGUAUGAGGGGUGCUUUUGGCAAACCUCAGGGCACUUGUGCAAGAGUUGCCAUUGGCCAGGUUCUUCUGUCUGUUCGUUGCAAGGACAGCAACAGCCAUCAUGCACAGGAGGCUCUCCGCCGUGCAAAAUUCAAAUUUCCUGGUCGCCAAAAGAUCAUUGUCAGCAGGAAAUGGGGGUUCACCAAGUUCAACCGCACUGAUUAUGUGAAGUUGAAGGCAGAGAACCGCAUUAUAUCAGAUGGAGUCAAUGCCAAGCUUCUCGGAUGUCAUGGACCAUUGGCACAGCGUCAACCUGGUAGAGCAUUUUUGAAUGCUUAUGCCUGAGUAGUUAUGCUGCUGAGGGAGGUUUUCUUUGAAAGUCUUGGUGUCUUAGACUUUUUGGACAUGAUGAGUUAAUGUUAUUGAUAUGAAGCUAGUGUACUUUCCCUAUUUUAUUUUCAGCUCUUUUGAGAAAAAAAAAAACAUGAACUUGACAUCUUA